AUGGCCGGACGAACCACCGUCUUCCUCACCCCCGAGGAGACGAAGCGUGUCACCCAGAAAUUCGAGCACGACGCCGCCCAGCGCACCGCCCGCGCCGGCGCGCCCUGGACCCCCCAGGAUCGCUCGCGCCUCAUCCAGCAUGCGACCUCGACGUCUCUGAUGCAGGACAUGUCCCUGUCGUCGCUCGGCUUCGGCGCGCCACAGGCCAAGAGCGACGACACCAUGAUGACCUAUGCCAUUGGCGCGCCGUACCCCCCGUGCACCGUCGACGCAGCGGACCUCGCCGAGAUGAAGCUGGCCGACCUGCAGCUCGGGAGCCACCACCGCGGCAAGAAGCUCACGGUGCACCGCAUCUCACUCGUCGUCGCCCUCAAGACGUCCUCGUGGGCGGUCGUGGAGAGCGUCGGGGAGGAGCCGGACCAGGUCGUGGUGCUCGAGACGUUUCUGCACAAGCAGCGCAUGGGCCGGGACCUCCUCACAUCCGGCUCCGAGUUCAUCGUCAAGGAGCCCUUUUACACGCUCAACGGCGAAAACGAACCCGUGAUCCGCAUCAACCACCCCUCGGACCUCGUCAUCACUACAUUCAGCGAGCACCCCGACUCGUGGCGCGACAACUACCAGCCCGAACCCCCCGCCGUCACGCCCGAGCAGCUCAAGGCCCGGGGCAACGCGGCGCUCGGCAAGCAGCAGUACGCCUCCGCGCACGCCUACUACACGCAAGGCAUCGCCGUCGCCGACCCGACGAGCACCCUGUCCCAGGACAUCCGGCGCAACCGCGCCCACGUCAACCUCCUCCUGCACCGCUACGACGAGGCCCGGUCCGACGCGCUGGCCUCGCUCACCCACGGUUCCGCCGCCGAGCAGCAGGCGCUCGACGCCAAGGCCUACUACCGCGCCGGCAGCGCCGCCUACGCCCUCGGCGCCUUCGCCGACGCCCAGACGUACUUUGCCGCCCAGGACAGCCUGCAGCCCGACACCAAGACGACGCUCAUCAACAUCCGCCGCACCGCCCGCCGCAUUGAGGAGCGCCAAACGGGCAACCACGACUUGAAAAAGGUCGUCGCCAGCCUGGCCCGGGUCCAGGGACGGCCCGACGUGGCGAGCUUUGACGGAAAGACGACGGUGCGCGACAGCCCGGGCGCCGGCCGCGGCCUCUUCGCCACACGGGACUUCAAGGCCGGCGAGCUCAUCAUGUGCGAAAAGUCGUUUUGCACCGUGUCGAGCCUGGACAAGCCCUGCACGGCCGUCACGGCGCUGACGGUGGACCUCGACGACGACUGCGCCAUCCGCGUCUUCCCCGCCGGCCUGCACCGCGCCGUCGUGCAGAAACUACUCGACAACCCGUCGCAGGCGCCCGCCGUCCUCGGCCUCGACAGCGGCCCCUACAAGGGCCUCGGCGAUACAGGCGCCGUCUCCACCGCCGAGGGCCCGGUCGUGGACGCCUUCCAGGUGCACCACAUUGUGCAGCGCAACGCCUUUGGGCUCGGCCCGCAGUCGCCCGACGAGGACGUGUCCAACGCGACGACCGGUCUGUGGGUGCGCGCCUCGUACGUCAACCACGCGUGCGUCGCCAACGCGGUCAAGGAUUUCGCCGGCGACCUGAUGGUGUUUCGCGCCGCGCGGCACAUCCGCGCCGGCGAGGAAAUCUUCCAUGCCUACGACGAAAACGCCGACUACGACGCCCGCCAGGCCGCGCUGCGCAAAACUUGGGGCUUCGCGUGCACGUGUGCGCUGUGCGCCGCCGAGGCGCACGACCCCGACGAGGUACGGGCCAAGCGCCGCGCGCUGGCCCGGGAGGCGGCCGAGUUUGCGCAGAGCACAGACCCAAGCGGCGCGCGCGGCAUUGCGCUCGCAAAGGGGAAGCGGUUGAGGCGCGCGCUAGAGGACACGUAUGACGAGAAGAGGUUCAAGGGCCUGCCGAGAUUGGCGACGAGGGGGAUUGACCAGUGGUUGGCGAUUGCGCAGCGGUAA
Messenger RNA from Cordyceps militaris CM01, 1971 nucleotides. Its product is annotated as TPR domain protein. Bases 1 to 1971 code for a protein of 656 amino acids. Gene Ontology annotation, molecular function: protein binding. Lineage: Eukaryota; Fungi; Ascomycota; Sordariomycetes; Hypocreales; Cordycipitaceae. The transcript has a single exon. The record is from RefSeq and is a predicted model, not a curated record.